UCAAAGAUCUGCCAGCAAGGUAGAUGAGGAGGGACUGGAGCUUGCGGUGUGUCGGCAUGGAGUGCUGCUGUGUGCUUUAAAUAUGUACAGGGGAGAAAUUUUUGCAUAUCCCCUGUACCUAUAAGAAAAACUGGCCAGUAGGCAAAUCACUUUUUUUUGUAUGGAUGUGACCUGCAAAUAUUGGCCGUACCUCGAAAGAGUUGCAAAAAGCUGCCCAGAGCUCCAGCACCUUCUUAACAUGAAGCCCUUCCUUUCAGUUUUCCAUGCCAAAGCUCAUGAUUUUAAAUGCGAGGUGAAAUGGAGUGGGGCAUAUCAGGAUGGUGCUGGUUUAACACUAGGGGAGGAGGUGGAACAGUGCAAUGCAUUUCUCUCUAGGAUUGCAGUGACCACAAAACACAUGUCCAAAGCAGGACGCACAGACAUGCUGACUCUCAUGGCCAUGCGCUGGAAUCAGCAAAAGUUCAACAAUUUGGCCACCACACUGACCCGUCGAUAUCAGAAAACCACAAAAGCUUUACAAAGCCAGGUGCAAAACCUGGAAUCCCUAAAAGUCGAACUGGCAGUAACAGAGAGCCAGUUGGAAGAUUGGGUCAAUGAUGUAAAGGAGUGGGCAGACGCAACAACAACAACAGCCACAAAUGAUGUUGAUGCCUUGGCCAGCCGAAUUGAGGUGCUGGUGGCAAGUGUCAAGAGGCGUUCACAGCGUCUCUAUAAAGAUACAGAUGGCAACAAAGGUCGUGCCAGGAUCCGCCGCAAGAUAAGGGAGGAAAAGGCGAUUCUGACAUCAGUUGUAGAAAAAUACAACAGAAUGGUUCCAAACACAGACACUCUGUGCUUGGAAACCAUUUUGUCUGGUGAGACAGCUUGGCCAUGGCAGCUGCCACACAGUGACUCUGUUGACCUAAGGACAAAAAGAAAGGCAUUUGACAUUAUCAUGUCAGUAAGACGUCUUCAGGAGGAGCAGAAGAUUCUUGUUGCAGAGAUGGACCACCAUUGGAAAUAUCUUUCAACACGUGCUGAGACCCUCAGAGAACUGUCCUGCUUGUUUGCCUCUGAGACACUGAAAAAUUCGCAAUGUGGCCUCAGUGAAGAGGGUUUAAAAGGUCUGCAGAGCAUCAUCCACAGAAAGCUGCAUAAAAUCAGAGCUAUGCGGGUGCAAGCAAGAGAGUGUUACCUGAAAGUUUUGUCUGGAGCAGAGAACUUCUUAAACCUGUCAUCAGCUGAUGACAGUGACAGUGACUUCGAAAUUUCUGGUGACGAACUGUAAUCAACAUUCAUUCAUUCAUUCUUUUCUUUUUGGCUUAGUCCCUUUAUUAAUCAGGUGUCGCCACAGCAGAAUGAACCGCCAUCUUAUCCAGCAUAUGUUUUACGCAGCGGAUGCCUUUUCAGCUGCAACCCAUCACUGGGAAACACUCAUACACUCUUACAUUCACACACACACAUACACUAUGGACAAAUUUUUUUACCUUACCCA
Messenger RNA from Danio aesculapii, 1474 nucleotides. RefSeq lists its product as uncharacterized. NCBI's taxonomy places the organism in Eukaryota, Metazoa, Chordata, Actinopteri, Cypriniformes, Danionidae. The transcript has 7 exons. The coding region runs from base 161 to 1267 and encodes 368 amino acids. The record is from RefSeq and is a predicted model, not a curated record.